AUGCCGAGUUCGGGUUUAAUGGGACACGUUUCCGUUUUCACACCGAGGUUAUCACUAGCCAUCACGUCGCAGGCCUGGCUCCGGGAGCGUCACUGUCGCCCGGGGUGCUCGGGCACGGGGCUAGGGGACAAAGUGCAGGCCGGACCCCGUGGCGACAUGAACAGCCCCAGCAGCGCCUGGUGCAGGGGGCGUGUGGGCCUGGAGAAGGAGAAAGGCUGGCAGUGCAGGACAGACGCUGAAAAGUCAUCACAGACACGUGGGAAGGCAAGCACAGCGCGGCACUCAGUGGUCAAAACUGCACCGCCCGCCUGUCAGUGA
Molecule: messenger RNA, 318 nt
Organism: Rangifer tarandus platyrhynchus (Svalbard reindeer)
Lineage: Eukaryota; Metazoa; Chordata; Mammalia; Artiodactyla; Cervidae
Source: the annotation of a GenBank genome assembly